This is a messenger RNA of Saccoglossus kowalevskii, 499 nucleotides long. Its product is annotated as zonadhesin-like. NCBI's taxonomy places the organism in Eukaryota, Metazoa, Hemichordata, Enteropneusta, Harrimaniidae. The record is from RefSeq and is a predicted model, not a curated record.
AUGAGGACAUUCGAUGGGCGUGCUUAUACAUUCCAAGGCACAUGCUGGUAUCAUCUAUUUAGGUACUACACCGACAUUCCUUGUUUUGAAGUCACAACUAUGUUUGAAUCAAGAGAAGAUAGUACACCGGACCAAGUUAGAACAAGAAUUACCGCAUUCAACGUAACAGUUGGAAAUCAAUACGCGAUCGUUAAUGGACUGGAUGUUACUACAGGAAGUACCGGUGGACAGAUGACUGACGCAAAAGUUAUAACAAUCCAGGAAGACGAUAAACAUAUAAAACUUCACUUCAUUUCGAAGGACACAACAUUCCCUUUUAAUUGGACUCUGAGAAAGCAUGUAUUAGAUGUAUCCUACAAUGGCUCUUUUUACAAGGGGAAGCUAUGCGGUCUGAUGGGUAAUGCAGAUGGUGAUACUCGCAAUGACUUCCAGAAACCAGACAGUAACAUUGCCAAACAGGUUCUUGAAUUUGGAGAAACUGGAAACUGCAUGACAAACA